AUGAGCUAUUCCCAGGAACAGCAAAACGACUCCCAAUUUAACGCUUUGGCCGGCAAGCUUGCCACGUUGAGAGGCAUCACCAGUGAUAUCAACAGCGAGGUGAACGCUGACAACGCGUUGCUUGACCACUUGAACAACGGAAUGAACAGUUUGUUGCACAGUGUGAAACACACAAGUUCGCGGUUGGUCCGUGCCUUAAAUAGUGGGAACAACAUUUGGCGCAAUGUCGGCUUGGCGUUGCUAGUGUUCAUUGUGUUGUACUCGGUUGUGAAGAUAUUCUAA
Messenger RNA from Babjeviella inositovora NRRL Y-12698, 282 nucleotides. RefSeq names its product SNARE domain- containing protein. The record is from RefSeq and is a predicted model, not a curated record. The transcript has a single exon. Gene Ontology annotation, biological process: intra-Golgi vesicle-mediated transport. The coding region runs from base 1 to 282 and encodes 93 amino acids. Lineage: Eukaryota; Fungi; Ascomycota; Pichiomycetes; Serinales.